Molecule: messenger RNA, 606 nt
Organism: Phytophthora nicotianae INRA-310
Lineage: Eukaryota; Oomycota; Peronosporomycetes; Peronosporales; Peronosporaceae
Exons: 2
Coding region: 1-606 (201 amino acids)
Source: RefSeq, a predicted model, not a curated record
AUGAAGUUUAAGAUCAGCCAAUGGGCGUAUGAGGCCGUCACCUAUGUCGUGAACCUGAUGGUCCGUGAGAUCUUGAUUUACACGUGCAACCAGUGCGCCUCGCAAAAGACAAAGCUCACGAAGGUAUCCCACAUUCCGUGGGAAGCUCUGCAAACCAAGCUGCUGGCCGGUUUGUACAUGAACACGAAGGCCGUGUUUACGCAGCUGCACCCGAGCAGUGAAUCUGAGACGCCCACUACUGCCAACAAGAGUGAGGAGGAGGAAGUGGUGGUGUCGGAAGAGGAGGUAGUAGGCAAUGACGAUGCUACCCCCGUGAAGACCCCCAAACCGCGGCUGGCACAGUUCAUUUCCACCACCUUUAAGGAGAUCGUCUCCCACGACGAGCGAUUCCACGGUUUACUGCUCGGCCGAGAGACGGCCAACAGCAAGACAGUCAACAAGCGCCUCGCCAUCAUCGCCACAAAGAUCCUGCUGCAGGAUCACGUGCAUAGCGUCGAUGCUGACGUGACGGUUGUGCUCGACGUGCUUCAAGCUCGUCUAGACGAGCUUAAGAGCUCACCCGAACCGGAAGAAGACAACAGUGAUGAAACGGAUGAAACUCCAUAA